UAAAAAUGACAGAUGCAGGACGUUCACAUAAGCGGAAGAAAUUACGAUCUUCGUGCAGAUAACUUGUGCUGGAUAAAUAAGAUAAUUUGUGCUAGAUAACUUUGAAAAUUUUACAAAAUUUAUAUCUAUAAAACAAUGGCUCUCAAUACAUAUCGUAGAAAAUCAUCAUAACUAGGGCUGUAACGUUUACUAUGAGUUCAAAGUCCAAUUCUGUGUAACUGUAUUGAAUCGUACAAAACACAGAGCGCGGCCUUGGCAAUGUUAUUCUUGCGCGGUGGCCGGCGCGUCACUCGUGUUCAUGAAACCCGUCUAAUGUGUAACAAGUGUAGUGAAAUAUCUUUAGAUAUUGUGCAAAUAUUAUAUAACUCAAUUGUUAAAGUACACUUCAGAUAUUUUAAUAUAGGUACAUGAAGUGGAACAUCUACCCACACUGACUCGUGACAGUUUGUGAUCGAUAAAAAUUAUAACCUCUCUCUCAACAAUUUUGACAUGUAGAGAAAUUGAAAACAAGAGAAGUGAAUCGAUAUUUUUUUUAAGUUUUAUCUGUGUUGACGUAAAACCACCUGGGACCGGAAUCAUGGCCAAACGCUUGUUAUGCCGCAUGAUUUUGAACUCUAAUACAACCACAAUAAAAUCGUCGUUGCUAGUACUCAGUAAAAAAUUGCAUAGUCAGGUACCAACUAAAGAAAUCCAGAUCCCUGUUAAGUUUGGUCAUAUUGCGGGAAAGCUAUGGGGCAACAGUAACGAGCGACCAAUCCUGGCAUUACAUGGAUGGCAAGACAAUGCAGGGACCUGGGACCCCCUGAUCCCCAUGAUCAUAAAAGACAGACCGAUACUGGCUCUGGACUUCCCUGGACACGGAUUUUCAUCGUGGAUUCCUCCUGAUAUGCAGUACUACCAGUGGGAAUUGCCGAGAAUUAUUUUGUAUCUGAAAGAAUACUUCAAAAUGGAGAAAGUAUCAAUAUUAUCCCAUUCUAUGGGAGCGAUAGCUUCCAUGCGUUUUGCAUCUGUGUUCCCAGAUGACGUUGAUUUUUACAUUGCUGUAGACAGCCUUAUUUACGACGAUUACGAUUUAGAUGCCGUAGUAAGUAAAAUUUCCAAAACAAUGAAAAAAGCUUUAAUAGCCCAGACACGGCUUAAUGAUGAGCCACCAGGAUACACUUUAGAAGAAAUUACUAAAAUAUGGCAUUUGGGCACAAGGAAGUCUGUGGCUUUGGAAAGUGUUCAGCACUUACUGAAAAGGGGAAUAAAACCAACAAAAGCGGAUCCCAAUAAGUAUUAUUUCUCUCGAGACUCAAGACUCAAGUAUACAUUGUUCAAUCCAGAGGAUAAAAAAUUUGUUGAAGCCCUCGUGAGGAGACUGAAAUGUCCGACGUUGUAUAUCAAAGCAAUAGACUCUCCAUAUUCUGCUGACGCUUAUUCUAUAGAAAUGCGCGAAAUCUUAGAGCAAAACAAUGAAAACUAUGAAUUUCAUUUUGUACCCGGUACACAUCAUGUUCACUUAAACAAUCCCGAAUUAGUAGCUCCUCUUAUUAAAAAUUUCAUUAGAAAUCAUAACUUAAGUCUUUAAAUGAUUAUGCUAUCAUUUAUGUUACACAAUUAAUUUAUGUCUGUAGAAAGAAACCAGGGUCAGUAUUGUUUUCCGAUACUUACUCAAAUACGUUAUUUAUUCUUCAAUGUUGUUUUUAUUGUGUGUUGCACAAAGUUAUUUUAUAUGCAUUUUUUCAAGCAUUAUAAAAAUAUAAGAAAAUAACUACAUACACAUGAAUUAAAUGAGAAAAAUUCGACUAGUUUCAAAUCACGUAUCGCGUUUCUUGCGUUUUUAAAGCCGUGGGCGUCGCCGUCGCGUCGCAGAGAAAUCGUGCAGCUGGCUGAGUCCACGCGAUAGGCUUGAAACUAGUCUCUCAGUCAAUUCACAAAAUCCGUAUUUUCAAUAAAUUGAGUGAGUUUGUCUCACUGCGCUAAUUAUAAAAAUAUAUAUAUAAUUAUUGUAAUUUUUUGAUAUUCAUGUUGCUUAGGAAUGUAUCUGUUCAAUCUAGUUACAAACGUUAAAUGCUACAAAUAAAAUACACUAGUCAUAUUUGUUGUUACAUUCUAAAUAAAUACCAUAUUAUGUAGAUAUGUUUAAUAUAAAUAAAUUUAAUAUUUUUUACAUAUAAAAGACAUAAUUAAUCAUAAAAACUACAGAUAAUGUAUACUUUUAGUAUAAAUCAAUUUGAGGUUUCACUAGUACAUGAAAUGUCUAAACUGGAAUUACUAACACUGUCACAAACAUGUGCACCUUUUCUUAGAGGCAGAACUUUCAAAAGUGCAUCUUGCCACGGCACUCCUUCACAUACUCGUAGGACAAUCUCAAACACUGUGAAAAGAAAAAAGAUAUUAUUUUAUAUGUGUUGUCCUUGUUAAGGUUUUUAAGAUAAAAAUAGUGUGUAUAGACUUCUAACUUAAGUUGCUAUUUACCAUGAUCAAUUGUCAGCACUUUUCUAGUUUUCAUGUUGAUGUAUUUAUCCAAUGGUAGUUGUGCAUGUCUUAUACCUUGUUCUACAGCUAUUUUAUGGCAGAGGCCCUGAAACAACAUUUAUUUGUAUUUAUUAAAUAAGUACUACCACAUAAAAGUGUAAAAAGUGUAAACCUUUGGUAUGCCAGUAC
Messenger RNA from Spodoptera exigua (beet armyworm), 2649 nucleotides. The record is from the annotation of a GenBank genome assembly. Lineage: Eukaryota; Metazoa; Arthropoda; Insecta; Lepidoptera; Noctuidae.